Molecule: messenger RNA, 1060 nt
Organism: Drosophila busckii
Lineage: Eukaryota; Metazoa; Arthropoda; Insecta; Diptera; Drosophilidae
Gene: JMJD7
Product: bifunctional peptidase and (3S)-lysyl hydroxylase Jmjd7
Exons: 1
Coding region: 62-1006 (314 amino acids)
Molecular function (GO): 2-oxoglutarate-dependent dioxygenase activity
Source: RefSeq, a predicted model, not a curated record
AAAGAACUGUGGAGGCGAAACGAUUAUUUACAAAUGAAAGUCCGCUUCUAUCGUUUAACACAUGGCUCAAUCUCAAAUUGAAGCUGCCAUAAAGCUACUGCUCCAGGAAGCCGAGGAACUGUCAAUUGGUGGCCAGAUCGCGGAGUUGAAGCAGUUACCCACACCUUUGGAAUUUGCGCGUGACUAUUAUGCUAAAAAUGCACCUGUUGUCAUACGUAAAGCAGUGGCACAUUGGCCAGCUGUACAAAAGUGGACGCCGGACUAUCUGCUGAAUAAGCUUAAGGACAAAAUUGUGGAUGUAGCUGUUACACCCAAUGGCUAUGCAGAUGGAUUAGCUACGCAGGAUGGCAAGGAGUACUUUGUGCUGCCGUUGGAAACACAGAUGCCAUUGUCAGAGCUACUGCAGCGCCUAGAUGAUCCCAUGGGCGCUGUGCAUUAUAUACAAAAACAAAAUUCCAAUUUUAGCUUGGACUUUCCCGAGCUAGCAGAGGAUAUACUGCCCACGGACCUAAAUUUUGCGCAGCAGUGUUUUGCGAAGGAUCCCGAUGCAGUGAACUUCUGGCUGGGCGAUGAACGUGCCAUUACCUCCAUGCACAAAGAUCCCUAUGAGAAUUUGUAUUGUGUAGUAGCAGGCUACAAAGAUUUCAUAUUGCUGCCGCCACAUCAGCUGUGCUGCGUACCACGCCGACGUUAUGAAACGGGGGUGUAUAAACUGAAUUCUAAUGGCCAAUACUACAUAGAACCUUUUCUAAAUGAGGGAGAGCCCCAGCAUACAGAGUGGGUUAGCGUUGAUCCGCUGUCACCCGAUCUAGGGGCAUAUCCGCAGUAUGCCAAGGCGCGUCCACUCCGCGUCCGCGUGCAUGCAGGUGAUGUACUCUACUUGCCCAACUAUUGGUUCCAUCAUGUGAGCCAAAGUCACAAGUGCAUCGCCAUCAAUUUCUGGUACGACAUGGAGUAUGACAGUCGCUAUUGUUACUAUCGCAUGCUGGAACAGCUUACCAGCUAGCAUUAAUAUUACCAUACAAGCAAAAUAUAACAAUUAUAAGUAUAUUCUAUAUAU